GCUCUCUCCACCUUGCUAGUCGUAGCUAGCACGUCGGCUAAUGCGGCUACCACACCUACAGACGACGUUAAAUUACACGGAAAGUCACCCGGGAUUAACUAAAAACGAAGACAGCACUGCCUUUGUUCGAUGGGAUUCAAUUUUUUCUACUUAAACAAUGGCAGACGGCCGCGUUCGACAGAUUUCGCCAGCUAACGGCGAUGUUAGCUGCGCAACGGACGGCUAAGCUGAUUUUUUUUUUUUUAGCCCUGCAAAUUAGCCGUGUGCUAGUUUUCCAAGUGCUCCAAUGAAUGGGAGCUGAUGCGCGGAGUGGAGACACCCGUCAACGAUGUACGCUCGCUGCUAGCCGCCUCCUUGUUGUGGUCCGGUUUGACUGGCACCAGCAGAAGUGGACUGGAGUUUUAUUUCUGGGGAGGAGGAAGUCUGACGAGCGAGCUAACGAACGUUACGGGACUUAGCUAACUUUGUUGGAAAUGCAUCAUCACGGAGGAAUCAUGCACCGCUCGGGAACACAGACAACAGCGACGUUAGCUUGCGUAACCUAAUAUCGCAGCUGUGUAGGGGGGGGAAGAUUGUUCUGUGUUGUGUUUAACUUCUUUCUGAAUCCUGUGGGCCGAGCUUUCACCGCAGAGUUGAUUUUUGUCUGUUUCGGGAAAGGAAUGGAGACACAUCGGAGUGACCCUGCCCUCCGUCCCAGGUAGGGGAGCAGUGCCGGAGACUCCCCGACCUGGCCUGGCCCGCUGUUCACGGAUGAUGGGAGCUCAUCCGUCGGUGGCAGCUUACUUGUUGGAUUUUUCACUUUCACUGUCAUUCAAGUGACUUGUUAUUUUUGCAUAUUUUAAAAAUAAAAGGAUCAUGACGGACGCGGAGGAAGUUCUACAAGAAGAAAAUCACUGCUUGUAAUAAUAACAAUAAUCAUGGACUGUUGAGCUCAACAGCUUUGGAUCACAUUUUAUCUGUAAAGACUGUUUUCCUGGGAAACACUCCGACAUGUCUGCGUUUGCUGAGUUCGUCCCCCCACCUGAAUGCCCGGUGUUUGAGCCGAGUUGGGAGGAUUUCUCGGAUCCUUUAGGAUUCAUCAACAAGAUCCGACCCAUUGCAGAGAAAACGGGCAUCUGCAAGAUCCGACCUCCCGAGGACUGGCAGCCUCCCUUUGCCUGCGAUGUUCGUAACUUCCGCUUCACUCCCAGAGUACAAAGACUGAAUGAACUUGAGGCUCUCACUCGGGUGAAGCUCAACUUUCUGGAUCAAAUCGCAAAGUUUUGGGAGCUGCAGGGAUCCAAGAUUCGAUUCCCUCAUGUGGAGAGGAAAGUCUUAGACCUCUAUCAACUCAGCAAGAUUGUGUCGUCUGAGGGCGGCUUUGAGACGGUGUGUAAAGAGAGGAUAUGGUCCAAGGUGGCCAGUCGGAUGGGAUUCCCACCAGGAAAAGGCACCGGAUCACUUCUGCGUUCUCACUAUGAGAGGAUCCUUUAUCCCUACGAGCUCUUCCAGUCUGGAGCCACGUUAACGGGCCUCCACCGGCUGUACGAUGACGGAAAUGACGGAGAAGAAGUAGAUGAGGGAGUUGGUGAGGAAGCUGUGGAGGAAGAGGAGCAAGAUGAUGAGGAAGAUAAGGAGAAAGACGGGGAGGGAGAUGUGACACAAACCAAAGACCGACUUCUGCCUGAGAGGCGCUCCAGGCGCCUAAAGUCGGAGAGGGAAAACAAGGAGCCAAAAGGCCUCAAAAUCUUUGGAACAAGUCCCAAGAUGGUCGGCUUGGAGAUUGUCCCAGCUGACGAUGGAUUCAACAAGAAGCAGCGGCACCUCAAAGCUCAGGCCUUCGCCAUCAAAAUGAGGCCACGGAAGGAGACGUUGGAGGUCAACUUUAUCGACCUCUAUCUCUGCCUGGUGUGUGGACGGGGCGACGAGGAGGAUCGACUCCUGCUGUGUGACGGCUGUGAUGACAGCUACCACACCUUCUGCCUCAUCCCACCUCUGCAGGAUGUGCCCAAGGGGGACUGGAGAUGCCCUAAAUGUGUUGCUGAGGAGUGCAGUAAACCCAGGGAGGCUUUUGGCUUUGAGCAGGCAGUGAGGGAAUACACUCUGCAGAGCUUUGGAGAGAUGGCCGAUCACUUCAAGUCUGACUACUUUAACAUGCCUGUUCAUAUGGUCCCUACUGAGUUGGUGGAGAAGGAAUUCUGGCGUCUGGUCAGCAGCAUCGAGGAGGAUGUCAUCGUAGAAUACGGAGCUGACAUCAGCUCCAAGGAGGUGGGCAGCGGAUUUCCUGUCAGGGAUGGCAAGAGGAGACUACUGGGUGAUGAGGAGGAGUAUGCAAACUCAGGCUGGAACCUGAACAACAUGCCAGUUCUGGAGCAAUCAGUGCUCACCCACAUUAAUGUGGACAUCUCAGGCAUGAAGGUGCCCUGGCUUUAUGUGGGCAUGUGCUUCUCUUCGUUCUGCUGGCACAUCGAGGACCACUGGAGUUACUCCAUCAAUUUCCUGCACUGGGGUGAACCCAAGACUUGGUAUGGAGUGCCGGCCUCUGCAGCAGAGCAGCUUGAAGCUGUCAUGAAAAAGUUGGCUCCAGAGCUGUUUGACUCCCAGCCUGACCUCCUCCAUCAGCUGGUGACCAUCAUGAAUCCCAACAUACUCAUGGAGCACGGUGUUCCCGUGUACAGGACCAAUCAGUGUGCUGGAGAGUUUGUGGUGACCUUCCCCCGGGCCUACCACAGUGGCUUCAACCAGGGCUACAACUUUGCAGAGGCAGUUAACUUCUGUACCGCUGACUGGCUACCGAUGGGCCGUCAGUGUGUUGCUCAUUACCGGCGGCUCCACCGUUACUGCGUCUUCUCCCAUGAUGAGCUGUUAUGCAAGAUGGCUGCUGAUCCAGAGAGCCUUGAUGUGGAACUGGCUGCUGCUGUCUUCAAAGAAAUGGGAGAAAUGAUGGAUGAGGAGACAAAACUUAGACAGGCGAUCCAAGAAAUGGGAGUGCUGUCUUCAGAGCAGGAGGUGUUUGAACUUGUCCCAGAUGACGAGCGUCAGUGCCACAAGUGUAAGACAACCUGUUUCCUGUCUGCGCUGACCUGCUCCUGCAGCCCCGAUCGGCUGGUUUGUCUUCACCACGCAACAGAUCUCUGUGACUGUCCAAUGGGCAACAAGUGUCUUCGGUAUCGCUAUGACCUGGAGGAAUUUCCUUCAAUGCUGUAUGGCGUUAAAACACGGGCGCAGUCCUAUGACACCUGGGCAAAGAGGGUCACAGAAGCCCUGGCUGCAGACCAGAAAAACAAAAAAGAUCUCAUUGAGCUCAAAGUGUUGCUAGAGGAUGCAGAAGACAGAAAGUAUCCUGAAAACACUUUGUUCCGUCGCCUGAGGGAGAUGGUCAAAGAGGCAGAGACGUGUUCGUCUGUAGCACAGCUGCUGCUCAGCCGCAAGCAGAGACACAGCAGCCGCCUUCGUUCCGAUAGCGGUCGCAAUCGUACCAAGCUGACCGUGGAUGAGCUCAAAGCCUUCGUAGACCAACUCUACAGGCUGCCGUGCAUCAUCAGCCAGGCGCGACAAGUCAAGGAGUUACUGGAGAAUGUGGAGGACUUCCAUGAGCGAGCCCAGGUGGCGCUGUCAGAUGAGAUGCCUGAUUCGUCCAAGCUGCAGGCACUUUUGGACCUGGGCAGCGGUCUGGACGUUGAGCUGCCAGAGCUGCCCCGGCUCAAACAGGAACUCCAGCAGGCUCGCUGGCUCGACGAGGUGCACGUCACCCUUGCUGAGCCCCUCCGUGUCACUCUGGAGCUGAUGAAGAGGCUGAUAGACUCUGGGGUGGGUCUGGCUCCCCACCACGCUGUGGAAAAGGCCAUGGCAGAACUGCAAGAGAUCCUCACUGUCUCAGAGAGAUGGGAGGAUAAGGCUCGUGCCUGCCUGCAGGCCAGGCCUCGACACAGCAUGGUGACCCUGGAGAGCAUUGUGCUGGAGGCAAGGAACAUCCCAGCGUAUCUGCCAAAUAUUCUGGCCCUCAGAGAGGCCCUGCAGAAGGCCAAGGAGUGGACUGCCAAGGUGGAGGCCAUCCAGAGUGGCAGCAGCUACGCUUACCUGGAGCAACUGGAGAGCCUGCUGGCCAGGGGUCGCUCUAUCCCAGUUCGGCUGGAUCCGCUGGCUCAGGUGGAGUCUCAGGUGGCUGCAGCUCGAGCCUGGAGGGAGAGGACUGCUCGCACGUUCCUCAAGAAGAACUCCACGUACACACUGCUGCAGGUUCUCAGUCCUCGUGUGGACAUUGGAGUUUAUGGCAACAGUAAAAGCAAGAGAAAACGUGUCAAGGAGCUCAUUGAGAAGGAAAGAGGUGGCUUCGACCCGGACACCCUGAGCGACCUGGAGGAGAGUCUUGAGGAGGUGCGAGACCCUUCCACUGUUGCAGCAGCCUUCAAAGCCAAAGAGCAGAAAGAAGUUGAGGCCAUUCACUCACUCCGUGCUGCCAAUUUAGCCAAGAUGGCCAUGGCAGACCGAAUCGAAGAGGUCAAGUUCUGUCUAUGUCGAAAAACGGCCAGCGGCUUCAUGCUGCAGUGCGAGCUUUGUAAGGACUGGUUCCACGGAGCCUGCGUUCCUCUGCCGAAGACGGGCUCUCAGAAGAAAGUGGGAGUUGGCUGGCAGAGCAAUAGCAAAGACUCCAAAUUCUUGUGUCCGUUGUGCCAGCGGUCGAGGAGGCCGAGGCUAGAGACCAUCCUGUCGCUGCUGGUUUCACUGCAGAAGCUGCCGGUGCGUCUGCCAGAAGGAGAAGCUCUCCAGUGUUUGACGGAGAGGGCAAUGAGCUGGCAGGACCGAGCACGUCAAGCUCUGGCCACCGAGGAGCUGUCCUCAGCCCUGGCAAAGCUUUCCGUGCUCAGCCAGCGUAUGGUGGAGCAGGCUGCCAGGGAGAAGACUGAGAAGAUCAUCAACGCUGAACUGCAGAAAGCUGCAGCCAACCCUGACUUGCAGGGCCACAUCCAAACUUUCCAGCAGUCCGGUUUCAGCAGAGCCACAUCACCUCGCCAAUCAGUGGACUACGACGACGAGGAGACGGACUCAGACGAGGACAUUAGGGAGACUUAUGGUUAUGACAUGAAGGACCCAGGUGAGGUGAAGCCCUAUCUCUUCUGCGAUGAGGAGAUUCCUGUCAAGUCGGAGGAGAUAGUCAGUCACAUGUGGCCGGCUGCUACGCCUUCAUUCUGCGCCGAACACGCCUACUCGUCAGCCUCCAAGUCCUGUGUGCAAAACCUGGGCACACCCAGAAAGCAGCCCAGGAAGACCCCCCUGGUCCCUCGGAGUCUGGAGCCACCAGUGCUCGCGUUAUCCCCGCAGGCUAAGGCCCAGCUGGAGGAGCUGAUGAUGCUGGGAGACCUGCUGGAGGUGUCCCUGGAUGAGACCCAGCACAUCUGGAGGAUCCUGCAGGCUACGCACCCUCCCUCUGAAGAGAGAUUUCUUCAGGUCAUGGAGCCUGAUGACUCUCUGAUGGAGAAGCCUCUGAAGAUCAAACUUAAAGAUUCAGAGAAGAAGAGGAAGCGGAAGCUGGAGAGAGCCGAGCACCACCACAUGCUAAUGGCUGCUGCGGCUGCCGGUGGAGCCUCAGUGAUGGGAGAAAUCCGACCGGUCAAGUCCAAAGAGCUGAAAAGGGUCGGUCUCGAGUUCGGCCUGGGAGGCAAACCUAAGAAGAAGAAGCUCAAACUCAACCUGGACAAGAACCGGGAGAUGAAGCAGCUGGCCAAACGAUUAGCCAAGGAGGAGAAGGAGAAGAAGAGGAAGGAGAAGGCAGCAGCCAAGGCCGAGGCCAUCAGAGAGGGUCUGGAGAAGAGGAAGGAGAAGAAGAUUCUCGACAUUCCUUCAAAGUACGAUUGGUCUGGAGCUGAGGACUCCAAUGAUGAGAACGCCGUGUGCGCCGCCAAGAACUGCCAAAGGCCCUGUAAAGAUAAGGUGGACUGGGUGCAGUGCGACGGCGGCUGCGACGAGUGGUUCCACCAGGUCUGCGUGGGCGUAUCGUGCGAAAUGGCUGAGAAUGAAGACUACAUCUGCAUGGACUGCUCGGGGAAGGCGGCCGGCAUGAGCGGAGGGAUGACCGUCGAGGAAGUGGCUGAAGAGAGCGUCGUGGUUUUGUCGACGUCGAUGUGCGCCGGCGGCGUCCAGAGUGUAGCCUCGUCUUCGGUUGUGGCUUCUUGGUCUUCUGCUUCACAUCUAAACACAGCGACUUCACAUCAGCAGCAGCAAGAGCCUCAGCAGGGCAGUUAGCGCUAAAGACGGUGUUCCAAGGACUGAGUACCUCACGCACUACCCAGUAUCCAGUCUGUCAACCUUGGAGAGGAAGGUUUUCUGAUUGUGCUCGUCAGAAGAGAGAAGCAAGUAACUGUCCAGAUUACAAAGCACAAGACAAAACUUCCUCCGUGUGGCUUCAGCAGUGACACGUUCUCUCUCCAAGCACUAAGAUGUGCACCGACUCAGUCCUUCUACAGCAGUUGUAGAUGUAGAAACACCCACCAGCUAUUUCCUGGUCCUCCUGUGAACAAUAACAAGGCGUUGGUACACUCACAGUCAGACACACUCUUAUUCCAGCUGUUGUAUUCAGUGCAAACUGCUCCCCUCUGCCAGACCCUUCAGACAGUAACAUCUCAAUAUGUAGGACUCAAGACUAGGAUAAACAAAUGGUUGUAAUGUAGUGGAAUUAUUUAUAAUGUACAUAGCUUUUAAGCAAUUAAACAAAUGGAUUGUGGCUUUUUGUUUUGUUUUCUCACCUUUAAUAAACUAUUCCUAGUCAAAUAA
Molecule: messenger RNA, 6750 nt
Organism: Amphiprion ocellaris (clown anemonefish)
Lineage: Eukaryota; Metazoa; Chordata; Actinopteri; Pomacentridae
Gene: kdm5a
Product: lysine (K)-specific demethylase 5A
Exons: 28
Coding region: 991-6222 (1743 amino acids)
Biological process (GO): chromatin remodeling
Cellular component (GO): nucleus
Molecular function (GO): histone demethylase activity; DNA binding
Source: RefSeq, a predicted model, not a curated record